GGAUGCCGGUAACUCGCGUGGCUUCAGUGAUUCCAAUGAGAUCAAAACUCAGUGGUUUCCUCUGUCUGCUUCACAGGCAACACAGAGACACGAAGAGAUCACACAGAGAUAUAUGCAUCGCCUUAAAGACAAGAAACACGAGACUGUCCAGACAAAAACUAUUUGGAGAAAUGAACACACUGCCAACAUCAGAUAUACCAGACAUAGAUACAGAGGCUCCUGCAGCAGUCAUGUGUUCGGCAGACACAAUCUUCCGGUCGUCCCUGCGUUCGUCCCUGGAACAGACACCUCUGCCAGACGCUGUGGAUACACAAGACACCAUCAAACAGUUUUUGUCCGAACGAAUCCUGAAGGCAGCACGGGUGGUGUACAUCACUCUGUUGGAGCGUAAUCCAGGCUUGAUAAGAGACAGAAAACACCAUCUUAAGACCUACAGACAGUGCAGCAGUGGGAAGGAACUUGUGGAUUGGCUAAUGAAACUCAAUGAUUGUUUCCAGUCACGGAGUCAGGCAGUCGGGAUGUGGCAGGUUUUGGUGGAUGAGGGCAUUCUGGUUCAUGUGAAACAGGAGUUAAACUUCCACGACAAAGACACACAGUUUUACCGCUUUGUGGAGGCCGACUUUGACCUUAACAACACAACUAUUGAGAAAGACUCCAAAGACGAUGAACUCCAAGAGAGUUUAUCGUUACUAGUCCAAAUGGGUCCAGAUGCUCUUCUGACUAUGAUACUGCGUAAAUGCCCGAACCAGAGAACUCCUGAUGACCUGGAAGUUAUUUACGAAGAACUUCUGCACAUCAAAGCUGUGGCCCACUUAUCUACAUCUGUUCGGAAGGAGCUGGCAGCAGUGCUGGUUUUUGAAAGCCAUGCCAAGGCAGGAACAGUCUUGUUCAGUCAGGGGGACAAAGGGACUUCCUGGUACAUCAUCUGGAGAGGCUCUGUUAAUGUCAUCACACACGGCAAGGGCUUGGUGACCACACUCCAUGAGGGAGAUGACUUUGGGCAGUUGGCCUUGGUGAACGACGCCCCUCGUUCUGCCACCAUCAUCCUAAGAGAGGACAACUGCCACUUCCUGCGGGUGGACAAGCAGGACUUUAUACGUAUCCUCAAGGAUGUCGAGGCCAACACCGUCCGCCUGGAGGAACAUGGUAAAGCGGUUCUGGUCCUUGAGAAGAGCUCGGCGCAGGAGUCCACCUAUCAGGGAGGAUCAGCAAGCAGCAACAAGUACACAGUAAUGUCGGGAACGCCAGAGAAGAUCCUAGAACACAUGCUGGAGACGAUUAAACUGGAAACCAGUGAUUUUAUAGAUCCCAGUGUAAGUGACUUCCUCCUAACGCAUCCAGUCUUCAUGCCCUACAGUCAGCUCUGUGCAGCCCUCCAGCAUCACUACCAAGCGGAGCCAUCAGAAGGCUCAGACCUGGAGAAGGCAGCGUAUGCUCUCAACACCAAGCAAAAGGUUGUGAAACUGGUGGGUCAUUGGGUGGCUCUGUUUGGUUCCUUACUGAGGGACAAUCCUGUGGCCUUUGAAUUCUUAGAGAAAUUCAGGGAAGGGGUGAUGGCUGACUCAAGACUUUCCAGCAUGCUCAAAGAACAGCUGAGGGACAGAAGGAAGACAAAAAUAACCGAGAAUGGAUGUCAAACUCUGACGAAGCUAAACCGAAAGUUUGAUUGGUUUUCUGCUUACGAAGAGCCAGUGGGAAAAUUAAGGUCGAUAAAAGCUCAAGAUAAAGUCUUGUAUGAGAUCUUUAAACCGGAUCAUAAGGCUGUCACUGUAAUGCUGCCAGUCGAUGCUUCAGUGAAUGACAUCUUGACUACAUUAGUGGAUCCUGAGAGAAACUAUGUGCUGGUCAAGAUGAAUUCCUCUGGAGACAGAGUCCAGCUCAAGCUGGAGACCACGGCAGUGUCUGCCUCUUUAGGAGUGAACGAGAGGCUUUUCCUCUGCUCUGCCAGCCAAGUGGAACAACUGACCCCCGUGAGCGAGCAGCUGGUGCCAGAGAAGAGCACCAUGGACACUCUGGAGCAGAUGGGCUCCAAGGACAUGGCCAGUCAGCACACCAGCUACGACUGGGAACUCUUCAUGGCCAUGCAUGAGGUGGAGCUGGUCUACUACGUUUUCGGACGGGAAAAGUUCCCAGGAGCCACUACGGCUAACCUUGAACGGUUUGUCCGUCGCUUUAACGAGGUUCAGUACUGGGUGGUGACUGAGCUGUGUCUCUGUGAGGACCUGCUGAAGAGAGCCAUACUACUGAAGAAGUUCAUCAAGAUGGCGGUUGUUUUAAAAGAGCAGAAGAACCUGAACUCAUUUUUCGCGGUGAUGUUCGGCCUCAGUAACAGUGCAGUACAGAGGCUCAAUAAGACAUGGGAGAGACUCCCAAACAAAACCAAGAGGGUCUACUGUGCAUAUGAAAGACUGAUGGAUCCAUCUCGUAACCACAGGGCCUACAGGUUGGCCGUAGCCAAACUCAGCCCUCCAUACAUUCCCUUCAUGCCUCUGCUGCUUAAAGAUAUGACGUUUAUCCAUGAGGGAAACCAGAACUACACUGAUAAACUGGUCAAUUUUGAGAAAAUGCGCAUGAUAGCCAGGACAUUGAAGAUGAUUCGAGAGUGUCGAAGCCAGCCUUACGUGCCUUCAUCUCCACAGAAAGGCUUGACCGAGAGAAUGUUCUUGGAUGCCCAAGCUAUACGAAUAUCAACCUAUUCAGAGCAGUCCUUGACCCUGCGCAGUGGAACCAAUGUAAGACUGUACAUCCAGAACCUUAAAGUGAUAGACAAUCAGAAGAAACUAACUCAGCUCUCCAGAGCCCUAGAGCGCUGACACACCGCAAAGACUGCUUUUCUUCUGUCCGUCCUGCUCCAUAUUGGAGAAAAAAUGACUGAGGGAAUCCAUGAUCACCUUAUGUGUGGUUAAUUGGUGUUAAUGAUCACUCACUUUGUCAAGUGCUGCGUGGACUGUGAUAAGCCGUGAAUUGGCUGAGAAAAUGCUGACAUUUUUUUUUUUUUUGAUGCCUUAUCAGAAGUGUUCUGAUCUGACUGAUGUGACCGUCUAGGCCGUAUCUGACACACUACACCAUGAGCAAAGAAUUUCACUUUAGUGCUGCUGGCAUGAACUGUUAUUUACUAAUAUAUAGAAAUAUAUAUUGUAUGACCAUGUUGAUUCUGACUACUUCUCUUCGCCAUUCUUUCCAAACUAGCAACACUGGCUUAGGCAGUGUUGUAGAUGCAUAAAGUGGUGUAAAGAAGUUGUUUUAGGGACAAAGCACUGAAAAAUGUCUUUGUAAAUAAACAUUAUAUAGACAUUUCUAUGCGCUAACUAUGG
Pimephales promelas (fathead minnow) is the source of this 3314-nucleotide messenger RNA. It is a transcript of the gene rapgef3, whose product is annotated as Rap guanine nucleotide exchange factor (GEF) 3. Gene Ontology annotation, cellular component: plasma membrane. Gene Ontology annotation, biological process: Ras protein signal transduction. NCBI's taxonomy places the organism in Eukaryota, Metazoa, Chordata, Actinopteri, Cypriniformes, Leuciscidae. The record is from RefSeq and is a predicted model, not a curated record. Gene Ontology annotation, molecular function: guanyl-nucleotide exchange factor activity.